AUGUCGCCAUGUGGGGCGCAUUUGAACCACGGCGGCUGCAAGGAAAGUCCACGCCGCCUUGGCUUGCGUGUGCCGGACCCUUCCUCCCCGUGGAACGCGCCGAUGGCCGCAGACCCAGAUGGCCAUUCCGUGGCCCUGGGCAUCCAAAGCUUUGCCUCGCAGAGAGGAAGACAAAAGAGAAGGGAAAGCUUUGCUGCCAAAACCUUGGAGCCGAGCUUGCGUGCCCAAGCUGGCGUGGACCGGAGAGUUGCCCUCAAGGACUUGCGCAACCGCACGCGAAGCCGAAUGAAGUUGAAGAGGCGCUGGGGCACGCCGCUACUUCUGCGAGAGCUGCACGACGCCUGCAGGACACAGCCCGACAUCUUCUCGCAGCUUCGCGUUAAGGGCGCAGCGCAACGCAGGCAAAGACGUGCCGACGCGGCAGAGGGGGGUCGGUUGGCGGAAGGCAGCGGAGAAAGCUGCACGUGCACCGUUUUCGCCCAGUGCCGGGGUCAGCUGAUCCUGAAGCCCGAGAAGCCGGAUGCCUCCAAGGUGCGGGAGCUGCUGCGACCCAGCGCCUUGGGCCAGGUGCUUGGGACCCCAACCUUCUACGACUUCCUCACACUGCAGAAAGCGGUGGCCAGCUCCUCUAAAGAGCUGGUUGAGCUACUGCGUGACGGGCCGUAUGUGGAGGUGGAUGGCAAGUGGCGUUUGCUGCCGGAAAAGCUGCAACGGCAGAUCUUGGACACAGCUCUCACCAUCGUCACCGCGCAGGGAUGGGAUUUGAAGGAUGUGGACGGCGAUGCUUUGCUGCAAGAGGUACGGCAGGCACUGGACAAUGGGGAGGAUUCGCUGCCAAGCCUGGCGGUGUUGCGGAAAGUGCUGGUCACGGUGGAAGGACGAGCCUGA
Effrenium voratum is the source of this 888-nucleotide messenger RNA. NCBI's taxonomy places the organism in Eukaryota, Dinophyceae, Suessiales, Symbiodiniaceae. The record is from the annotation of a GenBank genome assembly.